AUGAAUCACCCAGGUGAGCAGCCCAAGAACCGCUUUACAUGCCAAAUUGCAAAUUUGAAUAACAAACGGAAACAAAUCAUAGAUCUUAACCCGACAAAAUCUCUACGUCUCUUAAUCGGCAUCCCCCCCUCCCCCUUAUUCGAAAACCCGGGACUCAGAGCCUCCGCAGGAUUACACCAAACCCACCUGCUGGACGAUUACGAGUCUCUUGAGCCAGACGAAAAAGCUCACGCUGACGAGCUGUAUAGACGACAGACGCUGUUAUACUGGGACAUGAUUUUCAAUGCCAAGGACAACAAGGCUCAUUCAAUGCGCUGCGUUAUCCAGCGCUGGCACUCAUCCAACACCUCAUGGAUAAAGCUGGCGGCCAUGGACCGGUAA
Molecule: messenger RNA, 381 nt
Organism: Paracoccidioides lutzii Pb01
Exons: 2
Coding region: 1-381 (126 amino acids)
Source: RefSeq, a predicted model, not a curated record